AUGUCCACAGGCAGGAUGGACGUCGGCUGCUCGUGCGUCUCUGCCGCGCUGUUCCGCUCGCAGAGCCUGCGGGGCAACACGUGCGUCUCGCUCUGCUUCAAGGAGGAGGCGCAGCGGCUCGAGGUGCGCGGCGCCUCGAUCCGCCGACUCCAGCCCGACGACUUCUCGGUCGCGGUGCGGCUGCACGCGGCGAUGGCCUCGCCUGCCGGGCCAGCGGACGGGGUCGGGCCGGGCGGCGAGGUGUGCGACGCGGCCGCGUACUCGCAGUCGGACCGGCGAGGCUUCCUGCUGAGGCCGGGCUCGACGGAGGAGGCCGUGCGGGCGGCGCUCGCGGAGAGCGACCCGCCGCCGGCCGUCCUGCUGCUGCACGCGCGCGGAGAGCCGAUCGAGGCGGCGCUGGCGGGCGAGGCGGGCGCGCCGCUGCUGCGCGUCUCGCUGGGAGGUGUGGUGCUCUUCUCGUCGCACUCGAUCGUGCUGCUGCACCACUACCUCGACAAGCUGCUGCACGCGUGCGCGCUCCGCCCCCCGCGUGACCUGCUCGCCAAGGCCAAGGGGGUGCUGGGAGGGCCCAGCUACAAGGGCUCGUACAAGGGCUAG
This is a messenger RNA of Emiliania huxleyi CCMP1516, 597 nucleotides long. RefSeq lists its product as hypothetical. The record is from RefSeq and is a predicted model, not a curated record. The transcript has 2 exons. Gene Ontology annotation, biological process: tRNA methylation. Gene Ontology annotation, molecular function: S-adenosylmethionine-dependent methyltransferase activity; tRNA methyltransferase activity. Bases 1 to 597 code for a protein of 198 amino acids. Lineage: Eukaryota; Haptophyta; Isochrysidales; Noelaerhabdaceae.